Punctularia strigosozonata HHB-11173 SS5 is the source of this 755-nucleotide messenger RNA. RefSeq lists its product as uncharacterized. The record is from RefSeq and is a predicted model, not a curated record. Bases 125 to 490 code for a protein of 121 amino acids. Lineage: Eukaryota; Fungi; Basidiomycota; Agaricomycetes; Corticiales; Punctulariaceae. The transcript has 3 exons.
GUUGCUGCAAGCUUCGCUCUCGUAACGUCUCGUGUGCUUCUACGCCCGCUCUCGUUCAUUUGCUUUGUUUGGCCCUCUUCAGCCUUAGGCCUCUGCGGACUGGUCCGCUCUCGUGCCCUACACAAUGCCUGCCAUCACCCAGGGCUACGAGGUCCUCCUCGAUUUCACGAACGACACACGAGACUCGGCUACGGUACAGCUGCAGCGCGAUUAUGGCCACCAGGCCGGCACUGCUGUGCUGUUGCGACCGGGCGAGACAGUGACGCUGGUGUUGGAUGCGGGGGCGGUAUAUAGGUACUGCUUGAAGACAAGGACAAGGGUAGCGAACGUCACCGCUCGUACGUGGAGAGACGUGCACUGUGAUGUCUCCAAGCUGUUUCCACCUGCGGCAUCGCAAAGCAGCCGGAUGCUGCCGGAGUCGCCCGUCAACGGGCUUACCAUCGAUCGACUCUGGCGGGACGUCCGGUUUUGCAUGUGGUAUGACGCAUAGUGCAAACACAGUACAUUGUACAAUGACAGUUUUCUUGAUGAUACCCCCGAACUUUAUAUCGAGUCAUGGCGCCGUCGAUGUGUAUGUGGACGAAUUUUUGAGGGCCCGCUUUCGCCACAGGCAAAGGAAUCUUGGGAAACAGUAAUCAUGCCAUCGCGGCGCCUCCAAAUUCAUUACCGCGUGCGUUGCACGGGGCUACGGGUUAUGUUUGAUAGGAUACGAUCCAUUCAUCUAGGACUAUCACGAUUCAAUAUAUCACAAUCGC